GCUUCGUUCAACAAUUAACAUGGUGAUAAUAUGCGGCGCUUAGUGUAGCCCCUGUGUAACUCCCAUUCUAGAAGUGUCGCAAACAGCUCGCGUUUAUUUAUCUCAGUCCGUUCUAAACAUUGGGUGCGUUUGUUUGUCACUGUUCCGUAUUUUAUUUUUAUAUGAAAUAUGAACGAUAUAGAAAGUCUGAUCCCCGAAGAUAAGGAAACGAGACUCGUGUUUUUUGUUAAUGGAAAAAAGGUGAUAGAACCGAGCCCUGACCCAUUAUGGACGCUGCUGUGGUACCUGCGCAAGAGACUGUUGCUGACCGGCACCAAGUACGGCUGCGGGGAGGGCGGCUGCGGCGCCUGCACCGUCAUGCUGUCACAGUACAGGAAACACGAAGAUCGUGUCAAGCACAUCGCAGUAAACGCAUGCUUGACUCCUUUAUCGGCUGUGCACGGACUGGCAGUGACUACUGUUGAAGGUAUUGGAUCGACCGCGGAGAAGUUGCAUCCUGUCCAAGAGAGAAUAGCAAAAUCACACGGAUCACAGUGCGGAUUUUGUACGCCAGGCAUAGUUAUGUCCAUGUACACGCUGCUGAGAAAUAAAACAAGCAUUAAAUACGAAGACAUCGAAACUGCCUUACAAGGAAAUCUCUGCAGAUGCACAGGAUAUAGACCUAUCAUAGAGGGUUUCAAAACAUUUAUUGAACCCUGGGAAGCAAAGUAUAGUCCUGUUGAUCAGGUUGCAUCGUGUGGAAUGGGAAAAGAUUGCUGUCGUAACAAAAAUAAUGAUAUAAACUCGGACGAGAAACUGUUUAAUACUACAGAGUUCAAGCCCUAUGAUCCUACCCAAGAACCUAUAUUUCCACCAGAAUUAAAAUUGUCCGAUGAAUACAAUUCAAACUACUUAUUUUACAGAGGAGAAGAAAACGUGUGGUUAAGACCCCGUAGCCUCGAAGAACUCUUAAAGAUAAAAGAAAAAUUCCCAUUUAGUAAAAUUGUAGUCGGUAAUACCGAAAUAGGGGUAGAAGUCAAAUUUAAAAGAAAGGUUUAUCCCAUUUUGAUUUCUCCACUAAUGGUGCCGGAACUAAAUGUAUUGCAAGUGGUAGAUAAGGGAAUUCAAAUCGGCGGUGCGAUCACACUUACAGAGUUGAAUAGCUUUUUACAACAUUUUAUUGAAAAAAAUAACGAGAAAGCUGGUAUUUUGGACUCGGUUAGUGAUAUGUUACAUUAUUUUGCCGGCCAACAAGUACGGAAUGUAGCAUCGCUUGUAGGAAACAUAAUAACAUCUAGUCCCAUAUCAGAUAUAAAUCCAAUACUAUUGGCGUCUUCAGCAACCAUUUGUGUAUCUAGUUCAAGAAACGGUUUAAGGAAAAUAACUAUAGACGAUAAUUUUUUUACUGGCUAUAGGAAAGUUAAUAUUGCCGAUAAUGAAGUAGUUUUAUACGUCGAGAUCCCAUUUACAGAUAAACUCCAGUUUUUCAAAGCGUAUAAGCAGGCUAAACGCAAUGAUGAUGACAUUUCAAUAGUAACUGCAGCCUUUAAUGUUAAAUUCACUGAUGCUUAUAACGUUUGUGAAGCACAAAUUUGCUAUGGAGGUAUGGGACCGACGACUAUUUGUGCCUCCAAAUCGUCAAAUUUGAUAAAAGGUCAGCAUUGGAAUGAUGCUAUGUUACAAAAAGUAUUUGAGUCUCUUACACAAGAAUUACAACUCAAUAACUCUGCACCAGGAGGUAUGGCUGCGUAUAGAAAAUCACUGUGCCUCAGUUUAUUUUUCAGAUUUUAUAUGUUUGUUUUAAGCAAGCUGCAAUACAAUGGUUACUGUAUAGAUAAUAAAGAUGCAUUAGGAGCAUAUUGCAUACCUAGCGCGGAGCCAGAAAGCUCCCAAUGUUUUGAAAUCAAAAACAAUAGGAAAAGCGAUUUUGAUACGAUUGGGAAACCUAUUGUGCAUAUGUCAGCGCUGAAACAAGCCACUGGAGAAGCAAUUUAUUGCGAUGAUAUUCAGCCUACUCAAGGAGAGUUGUAUUUAUGUUUAGUUAAAAGCACAGAGAGCUAUGCAAGAAUAAUUUCUAUGGAUUCAUCUAAAGCUCUGUCACUGCCAGGAGUAGUAGCUUUCUUAUCAGCAGAUGAUUUACCCGGACAAAGGAAUAAAAUGGGAGCUAUUGAACAAGAUGAAGAUAUCUUUGCUAGGAAUGUCGUGACAAGUCAGUCUUGCAUUGUCGGUGCUGUUGUAGCUACAUCAGAAAAUAUAGCACGCAAAGCAAGAGAUGCGAUUGUAGUGAAUUAUGAAAAAUUACAUCCAGUUGUUGUUAGCAUUGAGGAUGCAAUUUACAAUAAAUCUUACUUUCCCGGCUAUCCAAAAACGCUAAACAAAGGUAAUGUCGAUGAUGCAUUUUCUAAAUGUACCAAAACAACAGAAGGAAUUAUACGAAAUGGAGCGCAAGAACAUUUUUACUUAGAAACAAUGUCUGCGAUUGCCGUUCGAAAAGAAGAUGAUUUGGAAAUUGUAUGUUCGUCACAGGAUCCUGCAGAAGUAUCUAUAUUGGUGUCAAAAGCACUGGGCAUCCCAAAUAAUAAAGUUGUAACUACAGUUAAAAGAAUCGGAGGAGGUUUUGGUGGCAAGGAAACGAGGGCUAAUGUACUGGCUGUUCCUGUCGCUGUAGCAGCAUAUAAAUUAAAGAAACCUAUUAGGGCCGUAUUUGAUAGAGAUGAAGAUAUGCAAAUUACUGGAUACAGACAUCCUUGCCUUAUAAAGUACAAGGUUGCCUUUAACGACGACGGCAAAAUCACUGGGAUUAUCUAUGAAAUGUAUUUUAAUGCAGGCAAUUAUAUGGACAUCUCGCCAUCGAUGGUUUCGCGAGCUAUUUUUCACGUGGAUAACUGUUAUUUUGUCCCAAAUAUACAAGUCAACGCAUAUCUCUGCAAAACCAAUACCCCAUCUAAUACCGCAUUCAGAGGAUUUGGUGCCCCUCAAGCUAUGUUGGCCGCAGAAGUAGUAGUACGAGAUGUGGCUGCAAAGCUCAACAAACCAUAUGAGAACUUGAUUGAGAUGAAUUUGUACCGAGAAGGAGAUUUGACUCAUUUCAACCAAAAACUCGUCCAUUGUUCUCUAUCGCGUUGUUGGAACGAAUGUAUUGAGACAUCAAAUUAUUGGGAACGCAAGAAGCAUGUUGAAGAGUUUAAUAGGCUAAACAGGUGGAAGAAGAAAGGAAUCAGUCUUGUUCCAACUAAAUAUGGCAUAUCUUUUGGUGCUGACUUCUUCAUGCAAGCAGGUGCACUAUUGCACAUCUAUAGAGAUGGAUCCGUUCUUUUGUCUAUUGGCGGAAUCGAGAUGGGUCAGGGACUGUUUACGAAAAUGAUUCAAGUGGCAUCUAAAGCCCUGGACGUGGAUAUAUCCAAAGUCCAUAUAAGCGAGAUGGCAACAGACAAGGUUCCGAACAGUUCACCGACAGCUGCAAGUAUGAGUUCCGAUUUGUACGGAAUGGCUGUGUUGAACGCUUGCGAAAAAUUAAACGAAAGACUUAAGCCAAUCAAGGAGAUGAAUCCGAAUUGGUCAUGGGAGGAGUGGAUUUCUAGCGCAUAUUUCGACCGCAUCGCUUUGUCAGCUACAGGGUUUUAUUCUGCCCAAAAAGUGGAUUACAACGCAGAAACGAAUUCCGGCACGCUAUACGAGUAUUUUACUUAUGGUGUUGCGUGCUCCGAGGUCAUAAUCGACUGCCUCACCGGAGAUCAUCAGGUUCUUAGGACAGAUAUCGUGAUGGACCUAGGAGACAGUCUCAACCCGGCCAUCGAUAUCGGUCAGAUCGAGGGAGCAUUUGUCCAGGGCUAUGGAUUUUACACGAUGGAGGAAAUGCUGGUGUCACCGUCCGGAGAGAUUUUGUCAAAGGGCCCAGGAGCGUACAAGAUACCUAGCUUGUCGGAUAUACCGAAGCAAUUUAACGUGUCGCUAUUGAAAGGAGCUCCGAACCCACGAGCUGUGUACUCGUCAAAGGCAGUAGGUGAGCCCCCACUGUUUCUGUCUGCGUCGGUGUUGUUCGCCAUCAAGGAAGCUAUCAAGAGUGCUCGUGUAGAUGCGGGGGUGACGCCGGAUUUCACACUCUCAGCGCCAGCUACCUGCGCCCGUAUUAGGAUGGCUUGCGUCGAUUUUAUUACACAGCAGGUUGAGCCUACUAUCAAGAACGACGGGAAACCUUGGAAUAUAGAAUUGUAGUAGGCUGUAGCAAUACUUGUAUCUACUAAGACUUCAUUGUCUCUCCGUCUGUCUGUCUCCAGGCUGUAUCUCAA
Molecule: messenger RNA, 4268 nt
Organism: Aricia agestis (brown argus)
Lineage: Eukaryota; Metazoa; Arthropoda; Insecta; Lepidoptera; Lycaenidae
Product: xanthine dehydrogenase-like
Exons: 8
Coding region: 169-4194 (1341 amino acids)
Molecular function (GO): iron ion binding; xanthine dehydrogenase activity; 2 iron, 2 sulfur cluster binding
Source: RefSeq, a predicted model, not a curated record